Schizosaccharomyces cryophilus OY26 is the source of this 2209-nucleotide messenger RNA. Its product is annotated as vacuolar membrane alkaline phosphatase. The record is from RefSeq and is a predicted model, not a curated record. Gene Ontology annotation, biological process: dephosphorylation. The transcript has 2 exons. The coding region runs from base 132 to 1784 and encodes 550 amino acids. Gene Ontology annotation, molecular function: alkaline phosphatase activity. NCBI's taxonomy places the organism in Eukaryota, Fungi, Ascomycota, Schizosaccharomycetes, Schizosaccharomycetales, Schizosaccharomycetaceae. Gene Ontology annotation, cellular component: fungal-type vacuole membrane.
CUCGCGGUUGAAAACAAAGAAUCCUUCUUAACAUAUCUUCCCUUAGGAACUUGGAAAAAAACCAUACGCAGCUUAACAAAAACUUUGCUUUCUUUUGCUUACUUUGAAAGCUUUGUAUACAUUUUCUCUCAAUGGCGAACGAGCACGAUUAUUUGCUGCCAGUGCACGAGCAAGAUGUAGGCGAUCAUCCGAAUCGCGUCUCAUGGAAACUGAAAAAGGUGCAUUAUAUUCUUCUUUCUGUUGCUUUAAUGGCUCUUGGUUUUUUUUUCUUAAUGCCGUUUUUGACAAAGAAAGUAGGACCCAAACCAAAAUAUGCGGUGAUGAUGGUCUCUGAUGGAAUGGGACCCGCUUCUUUAUCCAUGAGUCGUUCAUUUGCUGAGUACAUUUCUGGUGAAAAGAAUUACAUUCUUCCCCUUGACAAGCAUUUAAUUGGAAGUUCUAGAACAAAGUCUAGUUCAAGUCUCAUUACGGACAGCGCUGCUGGUGCUACCGCCUUUUCUUGCGCUGCCAAAAGCUAUAACGGAGCAGUCGGAGUUUUAGAUGGUGGCAGAGCGUGUGGAACUAUAUUAGAGGCAGCAAAAGAAGCUGGCUAUUUAACUGGUAUGGUUGUUACCAGUAGAAUUACGGACGCAACACCAGCUUCAUUCUCUGCUCACGCUGCGAAUCGCUUUAUGCAAAGCUUAAUUGCCGAGUAUCAGGUAGGUAUGGGUCCAUUGGGACGCAGCACGGAUUUGAUGUUUGGAGGAGGCUUAUGCUCUUUCCUUCCCAAUUCAAGCUAUCAAUCCUGUCGUUCGGAUGACUUGGACCUUUUGGAGUAUGCGAAAGACAAUCAAGAAUUUAACAUACUUUUGAACCGUACUGAUUUUGAUGAUUCAGAAAAACAUCAACUCCCUUUGUUAGGAUUAUUUGCAGACCAUCACAUGGACUACAAUGUCGACAGGGAUCCCAAGAGCCAACCGUCUCUUACCGAAAUGGUUGAAUCAGCUCUUGAUACUCUCUAUGAAUCUUCUAAAGCUACUGGAAAAGGCUUUUUCUUGCUCAUUGAAGGAAGUCGUAUCGACAUGGCUUCUCACAACAAUGAUCCUGUUGCUCAUGUUCACGACGUGUUAGAGUAUAAUAGCGCUUUUCAAAAGGCUUCUGAUUUUAUAGAAAAGACUGGUGGAGUCUUGAUAUCUACUUCUGACCACGAAACAGGUGGAUUAACCGUUGGUCGACAAAUUACUCCGGAGUAUCCUGAGUAUCUGUGGAGGCCAGAAGUCCUUGCACGGGCGACCCAUUCUUUUGAAUACCUUGCGAGAUCUAUCAUGACCCAUGAAGAAUCAGAACUUCGUUCUUUUAUAGAAAGUGCCGUUUUCCCAGCUUUAGGAAUAAAAAAACCCAGUCAUAAGUGGGUGAACAGCCUUUAUACUGCGAGAUCGAAUGUUUUUGAAUUGAUCAAUCGUAUGAGUCUCAUCAUUAGUGAACAAGCGCAAAUUGGUUAUACCACUCAUGGUCAUACAGCGGUAGACGUGAACGUCUAUGGAAGCGGAGACGCUGUUCAUAACAUAAAAGGAAAUUUAGAAAACAUUGAGAUUGGAGCAUAUUUGGAAAAAUAUUUAGGGCUUUCUUUAGACACGGUCACCUCAAAAUUGACUGAUGCUCCUAUCUAUGGCUCACCAGAUCGUGGAUUUAAGGCAGAUGCUUUUGUACAUGAAGUUUUGGAAAAACAUCCGGAGAUGAAUAUUAGUAACUUUGAAGAUUACCUAACAUCAUCAGUCAAAAACGACCUUAAUGCUGAGCUUUAAGUAAUAUUCUCUUUCAAGAUCCGUUUGUUUCGGCAUCUCAUGACAGCGUUUGAUAAUUGACUUUUUACUACAAUCUGCUAUUUAUAUUCAUGGCUAUAAUUUAUUCUAUCUGACCACAACUUAAUAUUACAUGAAAUGAACUCUAACUAUUCGCUCUAUUAUUACUUGCUUUAAUAUUACGCUGAUCAGCGUCCUUUAUUGGCAAGAUACCUCUUCCUGAGUAUACAAGCUAUAAAAAUAAAUAUUUAUUCCAUUCAUAGUGUUCAAUCAAGAAAAAUUCGAUUAAUCAGAAAUUGAGCUUCACUAAAUAUGCUGGUCAUACUUAGCCAUAACUCGCAAUUAGUUGAUUGCCAUUUUAGAUUUUGUUUAAUCAUUCAAGUUAGACAAAGUAUUUAUUUAUUUAUGUGAAAUUUCGUACAUGAUCC